Cannabis sativa is the source of this 2298-nucleotide messenger RNA. Its product is annotated as protein NUCLEAR FUSION DEFECTIVE 4. Gene Ontology annotation, cellular component: membrane. The coding region runs from base 357 to 2141 and encodes 594 amino acids. NCBI's taxonomy places the organism in Eukaryota, Viridiplantae, Streptophyta, Magnoliopsida, Rosales, Cannabaceae. The transcript has 3 exons. The record is from RefSeq and is a predicted model, not a curated record.
UUUACUGAGGUUUUUCGUCUUCUUCUACCUCUGUCAGCGACUGUAAUCUCAGAAAAUAAAUAUACAACAAACCGUCAACAGAGACCGCUGCUGCUUAUGUACUUAUUCGUAUUAUCUCCAAAUUCGAAUGCACUAGCGGCAUUGUCAUAUAUAUGUAUAUAUAUAUUUUAUUCCAGAAGGAAAUAACCAAAUCAUUACCCUCACCAUCAUCAAUCAAGUUCUAACCUUUAUCUCUUUCAAGCUCUUCUUCUCAUGUUUCCAUAAAAGAAAAGGUCAAAAGGAAGCUUUUUUAGAAAAUCCCAGAAGCCAAACAAAGGAGAAUCAAGCUAAAGUGAAGUUUUUUUUUUUUUUUGUCAAUGGGUCAGUCGAAGGAGAAGCUCCAAGGGUUUUUCAACAACAGAUGGCUCGUUUUUGUUGCCGCAAUGUGGUUGCAAUCGACGGCUGGGAUUGGAUAUUUAUUCGGCAGCAUAUCUCCGGUCAUAAAGAGCUCUUUGAAUUACAAUCAGAGACAGCUCGCAAGGUUAGGUGUGGCUAAGGAUCUUGGAGACUCGGUUGGGUUCUUUGCUGGGAGCUUGAGUGAGAUUCUGCCCGUGUGGGCUGCUCUACUCGUUGGGGCUUUCAAGAAUUUAUUUGGGUAUGGUUGGGUUUGGCUGAUUGUUACUGGGAAAGCUCCAGUUUUGCCUUUGUGGGCUAUAUGCAUACUUAUAUUUAUUGGGACAAAUGGUGAGACCUAUUUCAAUACAGCUUCUCUGGUUUCCUGUGUUCAAAACUUUCCAAAAAGUAGGGGCCCUGUGGUUGGUAUUUUGAAGGGAUUUGCAGGCUUAAGUGGUGCAAUUUUGACUCAAAUAUAUACUAUGAUCCACUCACCAGACAAAGCAUCUAUUGUUUUCAUGGUUGCAGUUGCUCCAACCAUGGUGACUAUUGCUUUAAUGUUUAUUGUUAGACCUGUUGGAGGUCAUAAACAGGUUAGAGCAUCGGAUGGCACCAGCUUUACAUUAAUCUACAGUGUAUGCAUACUAUUAGCUGCUUAUUUGUUAGGGGUCAUGCUAGUACAAGAUUUUGUUGAUGUUAGUCAUACUGUUAUAAUAAUUUUUACAGCAAUCUUGUUCAUAAUUCUCUUAGUCCCUAUUGUUAUUCCUGUAUCAUUGAGUUUGUCUUCGGAAAAAGAUCCUGAAGAAGAGGCAUUCCUAGCUCAGCCACAGAAAGAGGAACCUGAAGCAGGUUCUACUAGUGAUAGUGAGGUGAUAUUGAGUGAACUUGAAGAUGAGAAGCCUAAGGAAGUUGACUUGCUUCCAAGAUCAGAAAGACAAAAGAGAAUAGCGCAAUUGCAAACGAAAUUACUACAAGCAGCGGCUGAAGGAGCGGUGAGGAUCAAGAGGAGAGGGCCGCGCAGAGGGGAAAAUUUCACCUUGAUGCAGGCUUUGAUUAAAGCUGACUUUUGGCUUAUUUUUGUGUCACUUAUGUUAGGUUCUGGAACUGGUUUGACAGUAAUUGACAACUUGGGUCAGCUGAGUCAAUCUCUUAGCUAUGACAAUACACAUAUUUUUGUUUCCAUGAUCAGUAUUUGGAACUUCUUAGGCCGAGUUGCAGGUGGUUACUUCUCUGAGAUUGUAGUCAGGGAUUAUGCUUAUCCAAGGCCAGUGGUAAUGGCUAUAGCUCAACUUGUCAUGUCAAUUGGUUAUCUUUAUGUUGCUUUUGCAUUACCUGGUGCACUAUAUGUUGGAACAGUGUUGAUUGGCACUGGUUAUGGUUUUCACUGGGCAAUUGUACCAGCUACUGCCUCUGAAUUGUUUGGCCUGAAGAACUUUGGUGCUUUGUACAACUUUCUCACAAUGGCAAACCCUGCUGGUUGUUUAGUCUUCUCUGGCCUUAUUGCUGGCCCUUUAUACGAUCGCGAGGCAGAGAAGCAAGCUCGUGGACAACACUUGCAGCAACACAUUGCAGGCUCAAUCCUCUCGAGCUUUCUUGGUGUGGAUGAGGCACAAGCAUGUGUAGGCUCCAUAUGCUUCUUCCUGACUUUGGUCAUAUUGUGUUGCUUCUCUGUGCUUGGAUUUGUCUUAAGCAUGAUUCUUGUGCAUAGAACAAAGGCUGUUUACUCCCAACUCUAUGGAAACUUUCGAUCAGGGCAGCCAGUCUCAUAAUCGAAAUAUCCAAUUUUUAAUGAGGCUUCUCAAGAUUAUGAUUCCCAAGUUUCUGUUAGAUUAUGUUCAAAAUAGAGAAUUUUAUAAUAAAGAAUAAAACUUUCUAUUGUUUAUUUAUUUAUUUUUGAAAAAGAAUAAAACUUUCUAUUGAAACUAA